Messenger RNA from Dalotia coriaria, 1633 nucleotides. RefSeq names its product dehydrogenase/reductase SDR family protein 7-like. The record is from RefSeq and is a predicted model, not a curated record. Gene Ontology annotation, cellular component: membrane. The coding region runs from base 325 to 1266 and encodes 313 amino acids. Gene Ontology annotation, molecular function: oxidoreductase activity. The transcript has 3 exons. Lineage: Eukaryota; Metazoa; Arthropoda; Insecta; Coleoptera; Staphylinidae.
UUGAUGCGUGACAGAACAGUUGUGUUUUGAUUUCGCUGCGAGUCGGCACGUCACAUAUCAGUGCAUAAUUAUGAUAAUUACCAUGGUUACACUGGAACAAUCAACAGUGUGAAUGUAGAGACUAGUCGUGAGCAGAGAGACAAUGGAAUUUGGAAUUGAAUCGACAUCGUUUGUCAGUGAUGUGCGAUAAUAUACAAAAUUAAUCGAUAACGCGUCUGAUAUAAAGUGCAACAACUGCGGCAACAACGUUUACAUCAUCCACUUCAGAUUCACACCGUGGAUAUUACUUCUUUUCUGCAUUAAAUUCUCAAUAAUCAUAACAUAAUGGCAGCUUUACCGGAAAGUAAAAAUAUUUGGAGUUAUGUGAACACAACCGGUGUUGCUCUCACCAUCCCAUAUCUUGUAUACAGAGUAUUAAAAUCUAUUUAUGUGAAUAGAGUGUAUGGAAAUCUAGUUGGAAAGGUUGUAGUCAUCACUGGAGCUAGUUCUGGUCUAGGUGAAGCUCUUGCACAUGAAUUUUACAUGCAUGGCUGUCAAGUGGUGCUCUGUGCAAGGAGAAGACAAGAAUUGGACAGAGUCCGGCAGGAUUUACUAAAACUACCCAUGGAUAGUCCAGUACUGCAUCCAAUAAUUGAACCAUUGGACUUGUCUGAUCUUAAAUCACUACCACAACAUGCAGCCAACAUUUUGGCAAUCACAGGACAUGUGGAUAUUUUGAUAAACAAUGGUGGUUUGUCAAACAGAGGAUCAGUGUUGAACACUGUGCUUGAUGUUGAUAUGAACAUCAUGAAUGUGAAUUAUUUUGGUACUGUUUGCUUCACAAAAGCAUUCCUACCGAAGAUGAUAAAACGCAAGCAAGGACACAUCGUCAACGUCAGUUCAGUGCAGGGUUUGAUUGCAAUACCGGCGAGGUCAUCCUACAGCGCAUCAAAACACGCCCUGCAAGGAUUCAGUGAUAGUCUGCGAGCGGAGGUCUCACAACACAACGUAAUGGUGACUGUUGUCUCACCAGGAUACAUCAAGACAAAUUUAUCGAUGAAUGCGUUGACUCCCAGCGGUGAGAAACACAUGCAAAUGGAUAAAAACACCGAGAAAGGAUAUGAUGCGUCGUAUGUGGCGCACGAGGUGCUGAAAUCCGUCACGAUGCGUCGCCCGGAACUGGUUAUUGCUCCGGUUUAUGUCAAAGUAGCCAUUUUUCUGCGUAAGUAUGUCCCAUCGGUGUAUUUCUUUAUUAUGGGGCGACGGGCUCUCAAAGAGGAUUCGUAAAAUGGUUAAAACCGGGUGGGUUUACCCAAAAUUUCUGUAAUAAAUGGAAUUAAUGGAUUCCAUUCCAAUGUUUUGUUAAACGUAAAACGUAGAAAAUAUUCAUGCACAACACUAAUUAUUUGCAUUUGCUCCUAGUUGGUUGUACCUGUUUGUUUGUUGAGUGUUUUGGACAUGAAGGGAGGUAAUGACAUUGAUAAUGAUAAAAGCCACAUUCUUCUUAUGCUAGAUUCAACAGAAUAAUCCAGUAAUGAAAGAAAUGUGACACAUAAUAAUAUUAAUUUAAAAAAUACGUAAAACAUCUAUUUGUACUGAUGGCUGAUACUAUUUUGAGCUCUGAUUGGAUGAGUAAAAUAUAUCCUCUCAUGGA